This is a messenger RNA of Petromyzon marinus (sea lamprey), 5609 nucleotides long. The record is from RefSeq and is a predicted model, not a curated record. Lineage: Eukaryota; Metazoa; Chordata; Hyperoartia; Petromyzontiformes; Petromyzontidae.
ACCCCCUCCUCCCUCUCUGUGGUCUGUGCCCAGUGCGCUCGACACCCUUGCUAUGGUAAGAACACAGUCUCCCAGCUCCGCAAAGCGAGCCGCUCUUCACCAGCAACAACAGCAGCAGCAACAGCACAACAACCACUACCACCACCACCACCAACAACUCAACAGCACCUGUAGCCUGGAACAACCCCACAACAAACCACAGUACGUGAUUCUACAGCUGCAGCCCUUACACCAUCAACACCAACAGCCGACUCGCGAUGCUGAUGAUGAACAAUAUCAUCAGCAGCAGCAUCAGCACAAUCACUACGACGGCAGAGAUAACGAGAGCGACUGUCGUAAUCAGCUUCAUCAGCGAAGAGGUUCAGAAGUAGCAGCAGCAGCCACCACCGAUGGCUCUUCGGAGGUCACCACCAAGAGGCGGACACCUCCUGGCGAGACGAUGAGCGGGGACUACCCAGAAGAAGGGAGACAAUGCCGCACUUCGGUUCCAAACGCUCACGGUUUCAUGCAGCUGCAGAGUCCCCCGCUGAGCCCCGGGAUGGUGCAUCAUCACCAGCACCAUCAUCACCAUCAGCAGCAGCAGGUGGUGGUGUCUCCUGGGCAGGUGGCUCCCCGGGGUGGUGCGCUGCCCGUGGGCUCGGGGCCCCGCCUGAGCCUGCUGGGCAAGCCGCUGGUGCUGAACGCGGCGAGGGUGGCGAGUAACGUGGGCAGGAGGAACGCGCGCUACAGGAGGAUACAAAACCUCCUCUACAACCUGCUCGAGCGGCCCCGGGGACUCGCAUUCGUCUACCACGUGUUCGUGUUCGUGAUGGUGUUCGCCUGCUUGGUGCUCUCCGUGUUCUCCACCAUCCCCGACUUUCAGAUCCUGGCCAACCAGGUGCUGCUCAUCCUGGAGGGCAUCAUGAUGGUUCUGUUCGGCCUCGAGUAUUUCGUGAGGAUCUGGGCGGCCGGGUGCUGCUGCCGCUACCGUGGCUGGCAGGGGCGCCUCCGCUUCGCCCGCAAGCCCUUCUGCAUCAUCGACAGUAUCGUGCUGGUGGCGUCCCUGGCGGUGAUUGCCGCCGGCACCCAGGGCAACAUCUUUGCGACAUCGGCGCUGCGCUCGCUGCGCUUCCUUCAGAUCUUGCGCAUGGUGCGCAUGGACCGCAGGGGCGGCACCUGGAAGCUGCUGGGCUCCGUGGUCUACGCACACAGCAAGGAGCUCAUCACGGCCUGGUACAUCGGCUUCCUGGCGCUCGUCUUCUCCUCCUUCCUGGUCUACCUGGCCGAGAAGGACGACAACAAAGACCAGUUCGCCACCUACGCCGACGCGCUGUGGUGGGGCACGAUCACGCUCACCACCAUCGGCUAUGGAGACAAGUACCCCAAGACAUGGCCAGGGAAGCUGCUCGCGUCUGGCUUCGCACUGCUGGGUAUCUCCUUCUUCUCUCUGCCGGCGGGCAUUCUGGGCUCAGGAUUUGCACUCAAGGUGCAGGAACAGCACCGGCAGAAGCACUUUGAGAAGCGGCGCAACCCGGCGGCCAGCCUCAUCCAGGCAGCCUGGCGCUUUUACUCGACUGACCCCAGCCACCCGUACCUGGUCUCCACGUGGAGAAUUUACCAGUGCGUUCCCACCCUCAGGAAGGAGCAAGGAGACAUGCAUUGCAGCCAGAAGCUGAGUCUGCGCGAGCGAGUUCGCCUCUCCAGUCCCCGCGGGGCCGCGGCCGCCACCACCGCCAGCGGCGGCUAUGGCGGCAGCGUCGGCGGCGGCGCGGCGACGGGCGGGUGCAUUGCGGCGGGGUCGGGGGGAGGGGCCCAGGGCCCUCCCCGUGGGGGUGCGGGGGGCCGGGCCCCCCCGGGCGCGGAUCGCCGCUCCCCCAGCACGGACACGGCAGGGCCCAGCAGCCCAGCCAAGGUCACCAAGAGCUGGAGCUUCAACGACCGCACGCGCUUCCGGCCCUCGCUGCGGCUCCGUGCCGCACAGUCUCGCCAGUGCUCCGAGGAGAGCACGGACGAGGUGUUUGACGACCGGAGGUGCCACUGUGAGAUGGCGGUGGAGGAGCUCACGCCUGCACUGCGCAUUGCCAUCCGCGGGGUGCGGAUCAUGAAGUUCCAUGUGGCCAAGAGAAAGUUCAAGGAGACCCUGCGACCGUACGACGUGAAGGACGUCAUCGAGCAGUACUCGGCGGGCCACCUGGACAUGCUGAGCCGCAUCAAGAGCCUGCAGGCCCGGGUGGAUCAGAUCGUGGGCAAGGUUCAGCCGGCGUUGAGCACUGAGAGAAUCCGAUCGCGGGAGAAGGUUUCCCAAGAGUCUGACAUCCGGGAAGACCAGAGCAUGAUGGGUCGGGUCAUCAAGGUGGAGAAGCAGGUGCAGUCCAUCGAGAAGAAGCUCGACUUCCUCAUCGACUUCUACCGCCAGUCGCUGGGCCAGGGGGGCGGCUGCUCGGCCGCCACACCGGACUCGCACGGCAGCCCCGUGGACGGCGCGUCGCUGGCCUCGGCGCCGCCGUCAACGCCGCGGGGCCGCCUCAGCGUCUCCAGGUCGCUGGCGACGCCGUGCUCCACAUCAGACGGCCUGCUCUCGCCGCUGCACGCUGACACCGACGCGGAGGCCUCGCCGCCCCGCACGGGCGACACGGGCGGGACGGGCGACUCGGGCCACUCGGCCGGCAUCGGCAACGUGGCUGUCGAGGCCGUCGGGCACCGUGACGGCGGCGCCCCCAGAGCUGCCGCAGCUGCGGCCGCCUCGGCCUUCCUCUUCCCCUCUGCCCUGUCAUAUGCACCCCUCGAUGGCACCCAGUACCCUCGGCGGUCCGUCACCUCCUCUCCAGAUGACCUGGACUCGCCGUUCGGGCCUCAGCCUCAUCAUCAUCAUCAACUUCACCAGCAGCAGCACCAGCAGAAGUCUCGGACGUCCGAGCGGCCCCACGGCGUGCCUGGGACGACCGCCGCCGUAGCUGCUGUGGCCCCCGGCGUGGCCCCACCGCAGCCAUCAGCGCUGGAGGAGGGAAUGGCGCCGUGCACGUGGGAGCUGCCAUGGCGAGCUCCGUGCGCCCGCCCGGCUCUCGCCCGCAACUCCUCCUCCUCCUCUUCGCUGUCGUGCGGCCGUGAGGAGCAGGGCUCGCUCGACACGGUGGACGAGACGGACGAGGGGCGGCACCCCUCCCCAAAACCGCCCCCCCUGCCGCCCCCGCAACCAGGGGGGUUGGCGGCGGGGGCGCUGGAGGAGGCGGAGGUGUAGGGCAGAUGAAUGGGAGGAGAUGGAAGAGAGGCGGUGGUGACGAAGGGUAGGGGUGGUUGCGGGGUGAUUAUGUUGGAGGAAGCGGAAGGGAUGGGGAUUGUGGAGGUGAUGAAUCACGAACCGUGGAUGCACGAUGUGGUGGGUGGAGACUGCUGCUGCUGCUCCCAGGGCCCGCGUGGGGUGGAGGAGCCGUUGGCUUCGUUUCCCAGGGCCCCGAGCUCUCAGGUGCUCACGAGAGACGGUGGCAUCGCCACGCGGCACGAUGCUCGUGUUUGCUUUGUGUUUCCGUUCGUUUAUCCGAUGCGUGCGUCUCCCACCUACAAUGAGCGCCGAGUGGAACCUAUUUCACUUGCCAGCCCCCGAGCCAGUAGUGGAAAUUCCACAUUUCUCUAACGGGGGCCGGUCUAUCCACAGGACAACCACCAUUGACUUUCUACAAAGAGUUACCCAUUUUCCCAGACGUAGAGGGAUGAUUGGCCAAGUUGACUUGUGACCGGAAACUUGUGGGUGGAUCGUGUUAUAUGUCGUUGUCGUCGUUUGGCUUUCCCGAGCCGUGGUACCACCAGUUUUUCCCGAGCAUUGCCUCCAUUUGAGGACUAACGCCAACCCCGCCAGGAAGCCAUUCACGAAGCCUUCCUUGCCGUCGAGAGGAAGUGAGUGAGGUGGUGGCCGGGUCGCUCGGAAGUUAGAGCACUGAGCCGGCACCGCUCAGAGCCUGGCUUCCAAUCCAAGUCUCAGCCACUGCCGUGGUUGCACCGGGGGGUGGGGGGGGGGGAGGUUUUCGGUGCGGCGAGUCGAUGGCCGUGGCCCAGGUUCGCAAACAGCUCGGCAGUUUGCAGCGAUGCGGUCGUCACGAGCAUGAGAGUGUGUGCAGCGUCGCUUCCUCGGUCAAGCGACAGGCUCACUCGUGGACAAAGUGGUUGCUGGCGAUUAUUUGAGUCGCGAUUUCUCUCAGACGCCGUGAUUUUGGUGGCACAGCAAACCGAUCGGAGUCGGCUCGGGUUUCUGUAGAACCCACGGGCGCGACGUUUAGUCGCUAACCUCGUGACUCGCCGGUGUUGAGUGCGCGGCAGCGUGCACGCCGUGAGCUCAUUGCAAGCGCAUCGGGAGGUCCCCGCGUGCAUAACUGCCCACUGUUUUGUUAACCACUUCAUUUUUUUACAGAGCUUGACAAUGGAAAGGUGAGAAUCAUCAUGCCUCCAAUACUUUUACUGCCAUCGAUUUACUUGGAUUUUCUCGGAGACAGAUAUACAAGUCACAUCAGCUGCCAUGCCGUGCAAAAUCUAUAGCCUUCGGUAUUUUUGAUUGAAGAGCCGAUCGACUUUCUGACAUAGGAAAUUGACUAAUGGUGAUUAAAUUACACCGUCAACGUGCAUUUAUAUUGCACCCGUAACAUUAUGAGCAUCUUGAUGAUGCUCGUAAUGUGUUUUAGCCUCGGGGACCCCCCCCCCCCCCCCCCACCAAUGACAGCUGUCCCUGUGCGGCACGAGCCAUAACCGUCACGUGCCAAUUCGCCCAUGGACACCGGGGGGGGGGUCCUCGGCGGGGCCGUGAGAAGCGCGCUAAAACUAUGAACUACCAAACUACUUUUUAUCCGACGAAGUAAGGCCCCGCCAGAGUGAUGUUGCUCUUUUUUCACAAGCGACCUGGCUGUAACAAACGAUAGCGCAGCGAAGUGGCUCGUCACCGUGUGGGAAUUAAUAGCGUGGAGCUGUCACGGCUGGGGUUCUUUCCUGCUAAACACCACGCACUGCACCCUGAGACACUUUGCCGAUUCCUGGAUGUCACCUGAUGAAGCUGGUUGUAAUUGCUCGAAUUGUAGAUGCUGUUGGUUUCACUCCCCAUCGUACCGGUGUACUGAACUAGUCACGAAUUGGCGCGUUUUGUUAACGUGACACAAUCUGACUCAUUGUCCGCGUUGGGUGGUGGCGGGUUUAACGACACAUUUAUAUUUACGUGAUGUAACCCGAAAAAAACCUUUAAUGGAGAACAUUGGUCGCAAAAGCCUACCACAUGUGAAACUCUUAAUUACACUGACGGUCGACGGUGGUGCUCGGGGUGAGAACGGUUGGGAGCCUCGUUGGUCACGGACCAUUUUCCGAGAUGUUGAGAAAUCUACGAUCGUAAGCGAAGUGAUGAACAGUUCGUGAUGACGCGUAGGGAUAACCGCGCAUGCUCCUGGGGCCACCGCGGCCCAGUGGCCCCUACCGAUUCGCGUGCUUGUUGGAAGCAUCUUGAGAGGUGGAUGACGUUACAAAAAGUCACUUUUGAUGUGGCGUCACGGUGGCUAGGAGAUGUUAACUACCUCGCCUGGUAUACAGAAGCUUGUGGGUUCAAUCUCGACCCUAACGCCUGCUGUAUAUUUGGAGUUUGCAUGUCCCUCUCCCCGUGA